AUGCUACCAGCGACAAUGGAGUGGAGAAAUAAUACUAUGCACACGGCGCGGACCGAUUUCGGCUUUGGCGGGGAUUCUGAGUGGUUUUGGCGGGAUGUCGCUUCUGGCCUUGGCGGGAAGGUUGGGUGGGAGGGUGGAUCGCGCGACUACACCAACCGUGAGCGGAGUUUGAGCGACGCGCUUACCUUCGUCGCGCUCUCUUCCGGAUUGCCUCGUCGCUGCGCCUACGCCGGUUACAGCAGCGGCAGCGUUGGGUUCGCCGCUGGGUGUGGAUGA
Gongylonema pulchrum is the source of this 276-nucleotide messenger RNA. The record is from the annotation of a GenBank genome assembly. NCBI's taxonomy places the organism in Eukaryota, Metazoa, Nematoda, Chromadorea, Rhabditida, Gongylonematidae.